UGCAUGAAUCGAGUUCCAUAAACCUUUCAAUCAUAACCCAUUCUGCCAAGUUGUUUCUUCGCCAUCUUACUUUUCUCCUUUCCUUUUUUUUUCACUCUCAAAUCAUUGUCUGCUCGUCGAGAAUACGCGUUAAAACGGUCUUUAAUAGUACCGUAAAUAACCUUUGGUGCCAAAUGGUGCAGGAACUUACUGCUUACUGGCACUAAUUGUUACUUUCAAUUCCUACCGACCUUUUUUAGACUAUCUGAAGUUUUUUUUUAAAAAAAAAUAAAAAAAACUAUUUUUAUUUAUACUUCAGAAAUAAUAAUAAGGAGUUAUUACAUUAUUUCCUUUUGACAGAAAAUGGGAAUACGUUCUCCUGGUAUUUCAAUCAAGAUUCCUGAGAGUCGCUUUUUUUUCAACCACAUGUCAAAGAUACCGAACUUGCUGCUAUCCGACUCGCCUCCCACAAAAACGGACGAAGCAUUCGAAAAAGAGUUGGAUCGUUCGAAAAAUGAAUUUAAUCAAUUUAAUCAGGAUUUAGAUGAGAUAGCUCAUUCAAUGGAAAAAUUAUUCGAGGGUGCCCCUGAAUGGCUUGCUAAUAUUGAGAAAAUUAAGCGAGAACAAGAUUCUGUUGAAGAAUCUAUAUUAGCAACCCAAGAAAAGAUUCUUGAAAAUGAAAAUCAUUUGGAAAAGUUAAAAUCACUUCAAAAUGAAGUUACGGAGGAUAUAAACAAUGACUUGAAAAAAAUUCAGGAACAAAUUUUUGAUAUUCUUGAAAAGCAUCGUUCUGCAAGAUCAAACACAUCAAACAUUUAUAAUAGUCAAUCUAGAACUUCCGAACAACUUGACCUUAUGUUACAAGCUAUACAUGAGUAUGCUCGUUUAAUUCGAGAAGCAAGUCUCACAAUUAAACAUUUCGACGAUGUUGGGUCUCCAUUAAAAUAUGAAUCGCUAGACUUAUCACCGUUUAGACAUUACAAGGGUAGCAGUUCCUACUUUGAAGAACAUAUCCACCAGGUAAAUACUCCAGAGUCAGAAUCUCCUAUAUCACGCAUAUCACAAACAUCACUAGAUUCUCCAGAGUUACCAAGCGCCUCUACUACAACUACUCACACUUCAGCAACAACACCGACAAGUUUAGACCCCCAUUCCUCUGAUUCAUCAUCUCUACCUCUUAACGAUCCACAACCUCCAUAUUCACCCAUUCACCCAUUACCAAUACACCCAUUACGAAGCUAUGAAAUUAAGCAUCAAAAACUUUUACUUUUAAGUAUGAGGCGUGCGGCAGUUGGAUUAAAGUUCUUGCUGUAUGCAAAUCAAUUAAACGAUUAUAAGAAUGAAUGUCCAGACAGUGAUUGCGACUUAGAUCUAGAUUUAUUCAACGAUACUUCUACUGAAGAAGUAGUGACAACAAUGACAACAACCACUUAUAGAGACGUCGAUCCUGGUAAAAGCAGUAUAUCUAGUGCUGGCAGUUGUGACAGUAGUUGUGACGAUAACAACAGUGAUAGCGGAGGAAGCGAUCAUGAGAAGAGUAAAGAAUGCGCUCCCGGCAAGAUCUGUGUCACUAUACACAAAAGGUCACUUAUUGUUCACUCAUAUGAUCUGCUGCGAUUUGACAAGAGAAUGUUGGUAAAACAGCAAGGAUAAAUUAUCCAUUAAAGUGCAAAUUUAAUUAUUGUAAGAUAGAAGGAAGGAUUUGAAGGAUUAAUGUAAUUUAUGAAUAAGGACUUUUAUUGGAAUUUUGUUUAGUGAAAGACAUUUGGAAUUCUUUUUUUUUUUUUUAAAGAUCAAUCGACAAAUGAUUAUUGAUUUAUUUCAUUUCUUGGAUUUUUAGGCUUUAAAGAUUAACGUUUCAGCAAAUGAAACUUUUGUAUUUUUAAUGACAAUUUAG
Molecule: messenger RNA, 1876 nt
Organism: Rhizophagus irregularis DAOM 181602=DAOM 197198
Lineage: Eukaryota; Fungi; Glomeromycota; Glomeromycetes; Glomerales; Glomeraceae
Source: RefSeq, a predicted model, not a curated record